AUGCAAAAAUUCAUUUGCCAAACACCCCCGAAAUUGAGCACAAUUGAUGACUUCGGGAUCUUGGAGUUUCCACCAGAGAUGAUGAGAAAUACUGAUCUCUUUGUUGUUCCGUUCCUCUCCUUUGUACUAACCAACUCCUACACAUUCCUCUUCUUUACAACAAUUUCUCUCUCUCUCUCUCUCUCUCUCUCUAGAAUGGUUCCAACAUUCGCUAUAGUCCCUCUUCUUCUUUCAAUCUUCUUCAAUUUAAACUUUCGCAGCACGUAUGCUGACUUGCAAUAUGGUAAUGGUACUGCAACUUUCUAUGGAGGAGAUGAUGCGUCCGGCACAAUGGGAGGAGCUUGUGGAUUUGGAAACUUGUAUACCCAAGGCUAUGGAACCAACACUGCAGCACUGAGCACUCCUCUAUUCAACAAUGGGCUGACCUGUGGGGCAUGCUUUCAAAUUCAAUGUAUUAAUGACCCACAAUGGUGCCUCUUUGAGGGGCCCAUUGUCGUUACUGCUACAAACUUCUGUCCUCCAGGUUCUACGGGUGGGUGGUGCGACCUUCCAGGCCAAAACUUUGAUCUGUCUGUGCCAGCUUUUAGACAAAUUGCCAAUUUGGUUGCUGGAGUUAUCCCUAUAUCUUUCCAAAGAGUGCCCUGCAUGAAGACAGGGGGCAUAAAGUUUACAAUAAACGGCAGCCCCGGGUGGAACUUGAUUUUGAUCACCAACGUGGCUUGCGCCGGUGAUGUCCAAUCGGCGUCGAUCAUGGGUUCCAACAUGACAGGGUGGCAAACCAUGUCACAGAAUUGGGGACAAAACUGGCAGAGUACCAUUUACCUGAUUGGCCAGAGCCUCUCCAUUCAAGUCACUACAAGCGACGGAAGGACCGUAACUUCCUACAACGUGGCACCCACUAACUGGACGUUUGGACAAACUUUUGAGGGUGGUCAGUUCUCGUGUUAGUAUUGCAAAUGGGAAUCGAAUUUAAGGGCUCGGAUUAGGUUUGGGAG
Molecule: messenger RNA, 995 nt
Organism: Rhododendron vialii
Lineage: Eukaryota; Viridiplantae; Streptophyta; Magnoliopsida; Ericales; Ericaceae
Product: expansin-A1-like
Exons: 4
Coding region: 1-948 (315 amino acids)
Biological process (GO): plant-type cell wall organization
Cellular component (GO): extracellular region
Source: RefSeq, a predicted model, not a curated record